Gorilla gorilla gorilla (western lowland gorilla) is the source of this 435-nucleotide messenger RNA. Its product is annotated as small ribosomal subunit protein eS27-like. The transcript is spliced from 2 exons. The record is from RefSeq and is a predicted model, not a curated record. Gene Ontology annotation, cellular component: ribosome. Gene Ontology annotation, molecular function: structural constituent of ribosome. The coding region runs from base 1 to 435 and encodes 144 amino acids. Gene Ontology annotation, biological process: translation. Lineage: Eukaryota; Metazoa; Chordata; Mammalia; Primates; Hominidae.
AUGGUUUUAAAUAAUAGACAAGCUCUAGAUUACCUCCUAGCUGAACAAGGAGGAGUCUGUGUUGUCAUCAACAAAACCUGUUUCGCCUACAUUAAUGUGUCUGGAGAAGUGGAAACUAGUGUCCAAGACAUUUUCAAACAAGCCAAAUGGCUACACAUACUUUCCCAAACCUACGAGAACGUGCUUCUUGCAAAAGAUCUCUUUCAUCCCUCUCCAGAAGAGGAGAAGAGGAAACACAAGAAGAAAUACCUGGUGCAGAGCCCCAGUUCCUACUUCACGGAUGUGAAAUGCCCAGGACGCUAUAAAAUCACCACGGUCUUUAGCUAUGCACAAACAGUAGUUUUGUGUGUUGGCUGCUCUACUGUCCUCCACUUGCCUACAGGAGGAAAAGCAAGAUUUACAGAAGGAUGUUCCUUCCGGAGGAAGCAGCGCUAA